This is a messenger RNA of Pelobates fuscus (common spadefoot toad), 2842 nucleotides long. It is a transcript of the gene PABPC1, whose product is annotated as poly(A) binding protein cytoplasmic 1. The record is from RefSeq and is a predicted model, not a curated record. The transcript has 16 exons. Gene Ontology annotation, cellular component: ribonucleoprotein complex; cytosol; nucleus. NCBI's taxonomy places the organism in Eukaryota, Metazoa, Chordata, Amphibia, Anura, Pelobatidae. Gene Ontology annotation, molecular function: poly(A) binding; poly(U) RNA binding; mRNA 3'-UTR binding. Bases 502 to 2412 code for a protein of 636 amino acids.
UUUUCCCCUUCUACCCCGGCUGUUAGUGCUGUGUGUGAGUGUGUGCUCCGGAGCCUGGCCUCGGCACACAUUUCUUAUUAUUAAAAAAAUAUAAAAAAAAAAAAAAAUCACAAAACUCCUUUGGGAAACAAAACCCUAGAAAAAUCCCUUUCUACAAUUUAUUUUUUUUUCCUCCUUAAUCCAACGUUUUUUUCGGUUUUUUGUUUCCUUUUUUUUCUCCCGCGCCCUCUCUCUGAUUUUAAACGGCUCCAGAAAAAAAAAAUAACCACACGGAAAUAAGCAACGGAAGAACAACCAACCGACGACUUAUUUUAAAAAAAAAAAGGAAAAAAAAAUAGAAAAAAAAAUCGAAAUCGCUUUAAAAAAACUCUCAGUGAAGGAAAAAAUAACCCACCACCACCGAAGCGGCGAGGAGAAUCCCCGGGCAGGACAAGGCCUCAGCUCGUGAGAGGCAGCGAUUAACCGUCACUCCGUGCAGUUUGUGUUCAAUCUUUAUAGAAAAUGAAUCCAAGUGCUCCCAGCUACCCCAUGGCUUCCCUGUAUGUUGGAGACCUGCACCCUGACGUAACAGAGGCUAUGCUGUAUGAGAAAUUCAGUCCUGCUGGGCCAAUUUUGUCAAUCAGAGUCUGCAGGGAUAUGAUCACAAGACGAUCUCUUGGUUAUGCUUAUGUAAACUUUCAACAACCAGCUGAUGCUGAACGUGCUUUGGAUACAAUGAACUUUGACGUCAUAAAAGGCAAGCCAGUGCGUAUAAUGUGGUCUCAGCGUGAUCCAUCUCUCCGUAAAAGUGGAGUAGGCAACAUUUUCAUCAAGAAUCUGGACAAAUCCAUUGAUAACAAAGCACUGUAUGAUACAUUUUCUGCAUUUGGGAAUAUCCUAUCAUGCAAGGUGGUGUGUGAUGAAAAUGGUUCGAAGGGCUAUGGAUUUGUUCACUUCGAAACCCAGGAGGCUGCAGAGAGGGCAAUUGAUAAAAUGAAUGGCAUGCUUUUGAAUGACCGCAAAGUAUUUGUUGGGAGAUUCAAGUCCCGCAAAGAACGAGAAGCAGAGCUCGGUGCAAGAGCAAAGGAGUUCACAAAUGUCUAUAUAAAGAAUUUUGGUGAAGACAUGGAUGACGAGAGACUUAAAGAAAUGUUUGGCAAAUAUGGACCAGCCCUCAGUGUUAAAGUUAUGACAGACGAAAGCGGAAAGUCCAAAGGCUUUGGUUUUGUUUCUUUUGAAAGACAUGAGGAUGCCCAGAAGGCUGUAGAUGACAUGAACGGAAAAGAUAUGAAUGGCAAAGCAAUCUAUGUUGGCCGUGCCCAGAAAAAGGUGGAAAGGCAAACAGAGUUGAAGAGAAAAUUUGAACAAAUGAAACAGGACCGAAUUACUAGAUACCAGGGUGUUAACCUUUAUGUAAAAAACUUGGAUGAUGGCAUUGAUGAUGAGCGUCUUCGCAAAGAAUUUUCACCCUUCGGGACAAUCACAAGUGCUAAGGUAAUGAUGGAAGGUGGUCGAAGCAAAGGAUUUGGAUUUGUGUGCUUCUCCUCCCCUGAAGAGGCCACCAAAGCAGUCACUGAAAUGAAUGGUAGAAUUGUAGCCACAAAGCCUCUGUAUGUUGCUCUGGCACAGCGCAAGGAAGAGAGGCAAGCACAUCUGACCAACCAGUACAUGCAGAGAAUGGCAAGUGUUCGUGCUGUACCCAAUCCAGUGAUCAACCCCUACCAGCAACCACCCUCCAACUACUUCAUGGCUGCAAUCCCACCUGCUCAAAAUCGUGCUGCAUACUACCCUGGACAGCUUGCUCAGAUUAGACCAAGCCCCCGUUGGACUGCUCAAGGUGCCAGGCAUCCAUUCCAGAACAUGCCAGGUGCCAUCCGCCCUGCUGCUCCAAGACCACCAACCUUUGGAGCAAUGAGACCAACCUCUUCCCAGGUCCCACGUGUUGUGUCUGCCCAGCGCGUUGCAAAUACAUCAACACAGACCAUGGGUCCUAGGCCAACAGCUGCUGCGGCGGCUGCUGCUGCUACUUCUACUGUGCGUUCUGUUACUCAAUAUAAAUAUGCCGCUGGUGUCCGUAAUCCUCAACAACAUCUUAGUACCCAACCUCAAGUUGCAAUGCAGCAGCCUGCUGUCCAUGUGCAAGGCCAAGAGCCUCUGACUGCUUCCAUGCUGGCCUCUGCUCCUCCACAGGAGCAAAAACAAAUGCUGGGUGAGCGUCUGUUCCCACUGAUCCAAGCUAUGCAUCCUAAUCUCGCUGGUAAGAUUACUGGCAUGUUGCUGGAGAUUGAUAAUUCUGAGCUGCUUCACAUGCUGGAGUCUCCAGAAUCUCUCCGCUCUAAGGUGGAUGAAGCUGUUGCUGUGUUACAAGCCCACCAAGCUAAGGAGGCUGCCCAAAAGGCUGUGAGCAAUGCUACUGGCGUGGCUGCUGUUUAACAUGCAUGUAAAUGGAACUUCAAAGAACUUCACUGAAAAAUUUCAAAACAUGGAAAAACUUAAAUCUUGCAAAAACACUGCAAAACAAAAUAAAAUCACAUAAAAAAAGGAAAGGAAACUUCAAUGCUUACGUACGGAGUAAAUGCCAGGUCUGGCAGGUAUUGCUAGUCCUAGAUAUUAAAAAAAAAAAACAAAAAAAUAGAAAAAUAUAAAAUCAAACGUAAUGUUUUUUUAGACCCGGGGAAAGGCAUUUUGAAAAACAGUACGGGAAGUUAAGCAUUCCUUUCUUUAAUUUUUGUAAUUCUUUACUGUGGAAAAGCUCAGAAUUUCACCACAGUAGGUUGUGGGGAAUGAUAGCUGGGCAAAGAAACAUAAUUUGGAUUAUAAAAAAAAUUCUUGCUUUAAUAAACUUUACUUAAAACACCAUCAA